Salvelinus sp. IW2-2015 is the source of this 1837-nucleotide messenger RNA. Its product is annotated as NF-kappa-B inhibitor zeta-like. The record is from RefSeq and is a predicted model, not a curated record. Lineage: Eukaryota; Metazoa; Chordata; Actinopteri; Salmoniformes; Salmonidae. Gene Ontology annotation, molecular function: protein binding.
UUUAAGUAUUUAUCAUCCACUUCUCUUUCAGACUCUGAGCCUCCAGAGGGAAGCACACUGGACAUUGACUUCAUGGAACUUGGAUAUGAGUCCAUGAAAUCAGAGACCUCCCACAAGAGACCCUCCCUGACCCUUCAGCCUCAUCGACUAUCAGUCCCUCUACCUCAAACCCACUGCCACAUGCAAUGGAAACUCCUAUGUCCCCCAGCCUUUCAUAGCCCCGCUAACCCAAAGGGUGUUUGGCCAUUGGCUCAGUUUGCUGAAGGGGAGCCGAUGUCCUUCUUUCAAUGGCAGAUACAACAGGAAGAGGAGAAGUUGGCAGGCCUCACCCCGAGAUGCUCACAAGCCAGGAUAAUGAUGGAGACACGUCAGUUUUGGUGUAUUCAUCAACCCGUUGUAUACAUUUGCCUUUUUAGUCUAAGCCACUAUGCAUACUCAACUCAGUUAUUUUUCUAACCCAGUGGCCUCCAACUCUGGUCCUGGGAGGUACGGGUGUGCAGGGUUUUGUUCCAGCCUAGCACAGUAUUUGAACACAAACCUGCCACACCCUGUAGCUCUCCAGGAACAAGGAUGUUAGUGACCACUGUUCUAAUCCAUCAUGUGACCUAUGCUUGCCAGACAUUUAUACCUUAGAAAAAAGCUGCUAUCUAGAACCUAAAAGGAUUCUUCGGUUGUCCCAAUAGGAGAACCCUUUGAUGAACCCCUUUUGGUUCCAUAUAGAACACUUUUGGUCCCAAGUAGAACUCUUCCACAGAGGGUUCUACAUGGAACCCAAAAGGGUUCUACCUGUAACCAAAAAGGGUUCUAUAUGGAACCAAAGUAAGUUCUCCUAUGGGAGAGCCGAAGAACCCCUUUGGAACCCUUUUAUCUUAGUGUAGAUUGUUUUAUCUCUGUGUUGCCAGAUUCUUGCACAUAACUGUGGCACAGGGCAGAAGGGCUCUAGCUUAUGUGCUGGCCAGCAAGAUGGCUACUGUCGGCAUGCUGGAUAUGAAGGAGCACAAUGGCCAGACCAUCCAAAGAGCUCUGAAGGGUAAAGGACAGGAGCUUAAUGUGGAAGAAGUCAACUAUGAUGGCCUAACUCCUCUUCAGACAGCGGUCCGGUCUCACAAUGCGGUUGUCCAGGAGUUGGGCCAUAUGGCGGCACCCCCCAGUCCCUGGGGUGGUGGAGUUGAUUCAGAGAAGGAAGCUACUGGGGCAGUGUGUCAACACACUGCUGCUCAUGGGAGCCUCCUGUGCAACUAAGGAUCAUAAAAGUGGCCGCACCUCCCUGCACAUGGCUUCUCAGGAGGCCAAUGUGGAGCUUUUACGCAUCUUCCUCGACCAGCCAGACUCUCUGUCUAUCGUCAAUGUCAAGUCAUUCAGUGGAAACACAGCACUGCACUUUGCCAGUUCUGUGCAUGGUCGCGUGACUCAGGUAGAUGCUGUGAAGCUGCUGAUGAGGAGAGGGGCUGACCCCAGCUCCAAGACCUGGAGAAUGGCAGCCUGCCCAGCUGGUGGCUGAAGGCCCGUCGGAGACCAGGUGAAUAAUGCCCCAAAAUGGUUCUUCGGGUGUCCCCUUCUGUAGAAAUGGUUCUACACGGAACCCAAAAAGGUUCUACCUGGAACCAAAAAGGUUCAAACAUGGAACCAAAAAGGGUUCUCCUAUGGGAUAGCCGAAUAACCUUUUUAGGUUCUAGAUAGUACCUUUUUUUUCUAAGAGUGUAAGCCGUCCAUGAUCGUGCAGGGUACAAAAGUACAGCAUGGUUCUACGUUGAUGCCAUUGCUGGAAAAAAAUCUCUAAGAUACCAGCAACAGUUGAACCCUCCCUCUGUGGGAGCAUUUAAUGGUGUUUGUAUCU